AUGUUAAAGUUAGAGUUACGUUCAAAUUAUAAUCCUGCCUUGGUAGGAUUAAGAUGUUUUACAAGAUCAAUAUCAACAUCAAAACCUAGACCAAGUGUUAUUUUCCCAAAUCAACCAGCUUCAGUUCCUAAACAAAAGAAUAAAUUAGAUAUAAGUACAAAACUUGUUGUUAAUCCACCACCAAAUCCAAAUGAUGAUGGGUAUAUAUCUCAUCCAACUUUCCCACAUCCAAAAUUUACAGGUGAAGAUUGUGAAAAAGUUCAUUAUGUUCAUAGAAAACCAAUAACUGUUGGUGAUAAGAUUGCAAAUGGUGGUAUGAGAUUUUGCAGAUAUAUGUUUGAUUUUGUUACAGGUUAUAAAAAACCAAAAGAUGUUAAUGGUAAAUUACAAACUUGGGAAGGUACAAGAUAUGAAAUGACUGAAGAAAAAUGGUUAACAAGAGUUAUCUUUUUAGAAAGUAUUGCAGGUGUUCCUGGUAUGGUUGCAGCUUUUGUUCGUCAUUUACAUUCCAUUAGAUUGUUAAAAAGGGAUAAGGCAUGGAUUGAAACUUUAUUAGAUGAAGCUUAUAAUGAAAGAAUGCAUUUAUUGACAUUCAUGAAGUUGGGUAAUCCUUCAUGGUUUACAAGAUUAAUUAUUUAUGUUGGUCAAGGUGUUUUCUGUAAUUUAUUCUUUUUGAUUUAUUUAAUAAGACCAAGAUAUUGUCAUAGAUUUGUUGGUUAUCUUGAAGAAGAAGCUGUUAGCACUUAUACUCAUUUAAUUAAAGAUUUAGAUGCUAAAAGAUUACCAAGAUUUGAUAAUGUUAAAUUACCAGAAAUUGCAUGGGUUUAUUGGACUUCACUUGAUGAAAAUUCAACAUUUAGAGAUUUAGUCUUGAGAGUUAGAGCUGAUGAAUCAAAACAUAGAGAAGUUAAUCAUACUUUAGCUAAUUUAAAACAAAGAAAAGAUAGAAAUCCAUUUGCUUUAAAAAUUGAUGGAGUUCCAUUAGAAGAUCAACCUGAUGAAUAUUCUUUAAAGACUAAACACCCUGAAGGUUGGGCUCGUGAUGAAUUGAAGCUAUGA
This is a messenger RNA of Hansenula ciferrii, 1059 nucleotides long. RefSeq names its product alternative oxidase. Gene Ontology annotation, biological process: alternative respiration. The coding region runs from base 1 to 1059 and encodes 352 amino acids. The transcript has a single exon. Gene Ontology annotation, cellular component: mitochondrion. Gene Ontology annotation, molecular function: alternative oxidase activity. The record is from RefSeq and is a predicted model, not a curated record. NCBI's taxonomy places the organism in Eukaryota, Fungi, Ascomycota, Saccharomycetes, Phaffomycetales, Wickerhamomycetaceae.